CCGACUCCAAUGGAUCCACCGCUACGACCCAGUCCAGCGCCUCGGCCAUUGUGGUCGAAGACGAGAUGAAGAUUCGGCCGUGGGCGCUCAUUGCAUCCCGAUGGCUCUCGUUCGACAGGGUGCUCGUCAGCCCUGCACACCAAGCGUUGAGCAGUGGCAGCGGCGGCCGUGUCCUGGUGGUCGACGGCCUUGGAACUGAUGAUUGGUCCUUCUACUGUGCGCUCUCGUACCCUUCGGCAAAGGUUUACAACCUCUCGCAAGCUUUUCCCUUCCCGCCUCCGACGGGAAGCGCGCCCCCGGUCUCGCCAUCGGUGCCUCGCCCGCCAAACCACCACCAAGUGCACUACCCGUCCUUCGCCACGCCGUUCCCGUUCCCCAAGGGCUUCUUCGACGUCAUCUGCUUCCGGUUCCUACCAUCGUCGUCGGACGCGCACUGGGCCUUCAUCCUGAGCCAAUGCAAGCGCGUGCUGCGACCGGGCGGGCAUCUCGAGGUGACGCUUCUCGACGCAGACCUGAUGAACGUUGGCCCGCGCACGCAGCGCGCAGUCGACCUGGUCAAGGCCAUCAUGCAGCGCGAGAGCGAGGCGGUCGGCUCCUCUGCCGCGCCGCGUCCAGCCUCUGAAAAGGUCCUGCGCAUCCUCGCCAAGAAGGGCUUCGAGGACGUCAACAAGUGCUUCGUAGGCCUGCCGGCCGUCGGGAAAGUUGGCUCCAGCGGCGCCGGCGGUGAACGCGGCACUACAGAGCGCGAACACAGUCCUGAAGAUCCCGACGACAUCAACGAGGUCGUCAGCAAGGUCGGCCGCUGGUGGUACUCGCGCUGCUACGAGGGCGUCAUCACAGCCCAGGGCGAACACAUGGAACGCAGCAUGUGGGCCGACCGCGCCCUGCUGCGCGAGUGCAGGAAGCGCCAUACGAACUUUCGCAUGCUCGUUUGCUGUGCGCGGAAGCCGGUUAGGGGGGAGGUUAGGGACAGGGAGUAGGCCCGUUUUGUUUUCACGUUUUUGUCGCGUUUGUCACGUUUUCAUCACGUUUUUGUCACCAUUUUCUUCGGGCCUUCGGCGCAUCUGAUGGGAUUUUUAUUUCAUGUUUGGCGUUUGCGAUUGCGUCUGUAUAUUUUGUUUUCUCUUUGUUUAUUUCUUGGGAAUACCUGCAUUACUACUUCCUUGUUCUACGUUUUCUUCUUUUUUCUUCUUCUUUUUGGCUUUCUUUCUAGGCUGGCAGGGACGGGGUGGGGAUUCGGGAUUCGGGGUUUGGGGGUGUUUUUCUUUCUGGGAAGAACUGUUUUUUGGGCGCGAGCCACCAACCUUUUUUUUUUUUGUUUGUUU
Messenger RNA from Tricharina praecox, 1325 nucleotides. RefSeq lists its product as uncharacterized. Lineage: Eukaryota; Fungi; Ascomycota; Pezizomycetes; Pezizales; Pyronemataceae. The coding region runs from base 66 to 980 and encodes 304 amino acids. The transcript has 2 exons. The record is from RefSeq and is a predicted model, not a curated record.